CCCCCGCCCUCCCCAGGCUGCUUCCUGCUCCUCCCUCCUCUCCCCGCUCCAGCUGUUUCUCAGGCUGAGUUCUGUCUGUGUCCCACACAGAACACUGGACAGAGCGAGGCUCUUAGGAUGUUGCUGGAGGUUGUGCUCAGCGGGGCUCAGACGAAAUCUUCCGUGAAUGCAAGAAAUGCUUCCAAGCAAACAUCCAUUACCAGAACAACUGUGUGACCACGAGAAAGAAGCCAGGGCGCGAGUUCCCAAACCCUGAAGCCGCAGGAGCCCAAAGGGGAGACUGGAGAGAAGGUAUUUCCAGCUGUGCACAGUGACUGACCGGCUGAGGACCAGGCUGAGGACCCACACUGGAGUUCUGCUCUGUAACGGUGAACAGUGAAGCUCUCCAAAGAGAUGGAGCACGAGACUUACAAUGACUCCAGCAUCUACUAUGACGAGUACUCUGAUGGCUUUGGCUACAUUGUGGACUUGGAAGAGGCAGAUUCUCAGGAGGCCAAGGUGGCCCCAGUCUUCCUGGUAGUGAUCUACAGCUUGGUAUGCUUCCUCGGGAUCCUAGGCAACGGCCUAGUGAUUGUCAUUGCCACCUUCAAGAUGAAGAAGACAGUGAACACCGUGUGGUUCGUCAACCUAGCAGUGGCUGACUUCCUGUUCAACAUCUUCUUGCCGAUCCACAUCACCUACGCCGCCAUGGACUACCACUGGGUGUUUGGGAAGGCCAUGUGCAAGAUUAGCAACUUUUUGCUUAGCCACAACAUGUAUACCAGUGUCUUCCUAUUGACCGUCAUCAGCUUUGACCGCUGCAUCUCAGUGCUUCUUCCAGUAUGGUCCCAGAACCACCGCAGUGUCCGUCUGGCCUACAUGACCUGCGUGGCUGUCUGGGUCCUGGCUUUCUUCCUGAGUUCCCCAUCUCUCGUCUUCCGAGACACAGCCGACAUGCACGGAAAGAUAACCUGCUUCAACAACUUCAGCUUGGCCUCGGCUGAGUCCUUGCCACAUCCCGCCCACUCGAGAACAGUUUCCACAGGCUACAGCAGACAUGUGGCGGUCACCGUUACCCGCUUCCUUUGUGGCUUCCUGAUCCCCGUCUUUGUCAUCACGGCCUGCUACCUUACCAUCGUCUUCAAGCUCCAGCGCAACCGCCUGGCCAAGACCAAGAAACCCUUCAAGAUCAUCAUCACCAUCAUCAUCACCUUUUUCCUCUGCUGGUGCCCCUACCACACGCUCUACUUGCUGGAGCUCCACCACACAGCCAUGCCGGCCUCUGUCUUCAGCUUGGGGCUGCCCCUAGCCACGGCCAUCGCCAUUGCCAACAGCUGCAUGAACCCCAUUCUGUACGUCUUCAUGGGCCACGACUUCAGAAAAUUCAAGGUGGCCCUUUUCUCCCGCCUGGUCAAUGCCCUGAGUGAGGACACAGGCCCCUCCUCCUACCCCAGUCACAGGAGCUUCACCAAGAUGUCCUCAGUGAAUGAGAAGGCUUCAGUGAAUGAGAAGGAGACCUGUACCCUAUGACCCUUACCUGAGAAUGUCCCCGUGGGUGCCACAGCCCAGGGACACCCAGGGACGCCCAGAGACUUGUCUCCUGAAGUGGGAGACACGCUGGGAGCCUUUGGGGAUGCUCCAGUGCCCACUACGUUUUGCACAAGGCGGCUCAUGUUUUGAGUGGGGUCCCCAAGUGUGGACACUCUUCCAGCAAAAUGGCAGGCAAGUAACCUGAGCCUCUGCAGCAGGACUGACUCAGAAAAGGGAGUGUCUCUGAAGCCAAGACCUGAACCCACGUAACAGCACACAAUUUCACCGUGUGUGCCCCAAACAUGCUGUACAGUCUCCGGUGUGGGUGAGGAGGUCACUGAAAACCCACUGCAGACCUGUAUUGGUGACAUGACAGUCAAGCAGGCAAAGUCCACCACAACCACCCCCCCAAUCAUCCUCCAUCUCCUUGACUUUGGAUUUCAGAAGAACGGGGAGGACCAGGACCUAGGGGGCUUCAUAGAACCUUGCAAGGGCAACCACAGGGCUGUGUGUGUAUGUGGGGGGAUGGGGGGCUGAAGAGGUGGAGACAGAAAGCAGAGACCCCCAAAGGAUGUGGGUACAGGAUAUCUCACACCAUCAUGCCCCAGGGAGACAGAGCUAUAGUGGUGGAUGCUUGGGGGUUCAGGUGGUGGCAGCUCUUUGCUUCAGUGUAUAUACUCACCUAGCGCUGAACCCUGAGGCUGGGUGGAGGCCUCUUCACAGAAGCCCCCACCCCAUCCCCAUCCCAGGGUCUCCUCUUCCCUAAUCCCCUCAAUGCUGGCUGGAAGGGCCUAGAAUGUCCUGAUCUAGAACAGAGUUUGGGACUCCAUCUUCAGAGCAUCUUCCAAAGGCUGGCUGGCGGCUCAUCUGGGAAGCUGACCAGCUCAUCUAACUCCUCCUUGAACAUACUUCCCACCGGGGCAUCACAGCCCCGGUGGGCAGCCCAGGAUCAGGCUUUCCUCCCCUAGCAGGGAAGUGACUCACCCAACCCCACACACAGUUCAUCAGUUGCAAAGACCCUCGCCCAGCUCUGUCUGGCUGACGUCAUUCCCUCACCUAGGACGAGGCAGCAUGCAUUGAUUUAACAUGUCCCACACAUGUUAAGUAUUUUCACACUUACCUUCUCAUUUAUUCUUCACAGAAGCCUCAUACAUAUGAGGAAGCAGAGGCUCAGAGAGGUUAAGCAACCGGCCCAAGGGGCCAGUUAGAUAUUGGCAGAGACUGGAUUUGAACCCCAGUUGGCCUGGCUCAAAGAAAGAUGAGGAGUUGGGAGGGAGCUAAUGGGUUUGGGGUUUUAGCCACAAAUACUGUUUUUUCAGUGGAUCCAUGUAAACAUCUUAACAGUCUUUUUUGAUGUUUUGCAUGUUGUUUUCAGAGUAAUACAACAUGUAAAGAGAAGGCUUAGUCUCCAGCCUCAGCCUCCCUGGCUCCCAUCACACACACCCUGAAAUCUGCUGGGCAAGCAGGGGGAGGAGAAUGUUAGGUCAGCCUCUCCGGUCCAAGGCCUCUGGCCCGCAGUGUCUGUCCUCUGUUCUCUCCCAAGCCACUUUUCCAUGGGAGUGUAACACACAGAUGCAUGUCCUCCGGCCUGGCCAGUUCCCGAAUUCUCAACUGCUGGGAGUCACACUUCAUCCAAGGACAGACUGUUCCUCCCUGCUUGGGUCUUAAGAUGAGGCCGUUCUGAACAGAUCCAAGCUGGGGCCUCUGGCUUCUCAGAGAGCCUGAACGUACAGGGGUUGAGAGCAGUAAGGGAGGUUUAAAAAUAGCCUUGUGUUCCCAUUGUCACCCCCACCCUCCGCAACUCCCCAGGGCUACAGAUGUGCAACUGAGGCAUGCCAUGGUAUGGGACUCAUCAUGUCAAUGGAAGCGCCUGUCUGUGACUGGGGCCUCAUGGCCUCUUGGGCAGUGUACUUCCUGGACACCAGGGCUGG
Molecule: messenger RNA, 3440 nt
Organism: Mastomys coucha (southern multimammate mouse)
Lineage: Eukaryota; Metazoa; Chordata; Mammalia; Rodentia; Muridae
Gene: Cmklr1
Product: chemerin chemokine-like receptor 1
Exons: 3
Coding region: 394-1509 (371 amino acids)
Biological process (GO): phospholipase C-activating G protein-coupled receptor signaling pathway; positive regulation of macrophage chemotaxis; chemotaxis
Cellular component (GO): plasma membrane
Molecular function (GO): complement receptor activity; G protein-coupled receptor activity
Source: RefSeq, a predicted model, not a curated record